UUACGUACAAUGAAUAAAAUUUAAUCAAUUAAAAAUUGGGAUUGUACAUCGCCGAUUAAAAUGUCCGAAUCCAAAAAAUGUUUUAUUGUACUGAUGCCCUUAUUCUCCAAGAUAUUGGAAUAUAAUUCGCUGACAUCCAGACUCAGAAAACUAAAAUCUUUUGAGAAAUGAGCUGUUUGGAAUUCUUGAAUUAACUGUGUAGAGUCAGGUAAAAAAGCAGGGGGCUGGGUAACAUGUUGUGGCUAGUGAUUGCGCCAAUCCCGGAGAUAAUAGGUCUCGCAGGAGGUUUCUGCUCAUCCUUGUGGAUCUUGGGCAAAUAGCAAAAAAUUGUUGUUUGAUCAUUUUUUAUACUUAAAAACUCCCGCUCUCUUUUAUGUAAAAUAUUGUUCUCUAUAGCCCCUUGAAUCAAUUUCAUAUAUUCUUUAGAAAUAUCUGGGGCAGGUCAUUGGGUGAUUUAGACUGGGAAGCAGAUGACAUUGAUCUAUGGAGCUCUGGAGAAGACGGAACCGCAGCGCACGGGCCGAGGCGGAAACAAUGGGCUUUCUUCCCUCACAAUCAGCCGUCUCUAUCUCGCCUCCUUCUCACUUUCUCUUCCGCCCAUUAACAUAACCCGCAGCCGGCUCGGGGUGAGCGGAGCUGCCCGCAGGGCACGACAUGUCGGGUGGGAGGAGGAGGAGGCGGGGAACAAAUUAAGACAAUAGGCGUGCAGAAAAUGGCAGCAGCCUAAUAAUAACGCGGGAGACGAGAGCAGCCGUGCUUUGGCUUUUGUCUUGGCGGUAACGGGGCAGACUACACAGCCGCCGUCUUGCCUGCCCGGGGCACAAUACACACGCAGCCCAUCGGGGAGGUUUAUUUACUCUGCGUAGCCUCAGCAGCUCCUCGCCUGCCACUUGUCUCGUACACAACAUACACGGAGGCAGGAGAGAAGGGAGGGGGGAUGGGUACACUUGGUUUCCACCCACAACCCCCCCUUCACCAAUGACCGAGGUGCAGAAGCCGCACUAUCCCGCUCCCCAUUCCCCCUCCUCCUUCCGAAUGGUCUCUCCCAGAGGUUACCGGAAGUUGUGCGGCGCUGCCAUGUUUUUAGCUGCUUUGUUGUAGGUUUCAUGUAGGAUCCUGCGCUGUUUUUUUUUUUUUUUUUCUUUUUUCUGUUUUUUUUUUUUUCCUCCCCCAGUGCUCCGGCUGGCGAUUCCUCCUCCCGCCUCCUUUCCCUUUCUUCCCGGGAUCGCCAUGGAGGCCAACUGGACGGCUUUCUUGUUCCAGGCUCAUGAAGCGUCACAUCACCACCACCAUCAUCACCAACAGCAGGCUGCCCAAAAUAGCUUGCUGCCACUUUUGGGAGCUCCAGUUGAACCUCCUGAUCAAAAGCCUAUGCUACCUAUUCCAAUAACACAGAAACCUCAACCUUCAACAGAACCUAUGAAAGAUCCGGUUGUAAUAAAAAAAGAAAAACCCAAAACUUCCUUUAUUUGUACAUACUGCAGCAAAGCCUUUAGGGACAGUUACCAUUUAAGACGCCAUGAAUCCUGCCAUACAGGAAUUAAGUUGGUGUCACGGCCAAAGAAAACACAGACUGCUCCGGUCGUACCCCUUAUAUCUACUAUUGCAGGAGACAAUAGUAGAACAUCCUUGGUUUCAACCAUUGCAGGCAUACUGUCGACUGUUACAACAUCGUCUUCUACAACAAUUCCUAGUGCCAGCACAAGCAUCCCAACUAUGCCUGUCCCUCAGCCAGUGAAGAAACCUAGCAAACCUGUUAAGAAAAACCAUGCCUGUGAAAUGUGUGGGAAGGCCUUCAGGGAUGUUUAUCAUUUAAAUAGACACAAGUUGUCCCAUUCGGAUGAGAAGCCUUUUGAGUGCCCAGUGUGCAACCAGCGCUUCAAGAGAAAGGACCGGAUGACCUAUCAUGUGAGAUCUCACGAAGGAGGGAUUACCAAGCCCUAUACAUGUAGUGUUUGUGGGAAAGGUUUUUCAAGACCAGACCAUUUAAGUUGUCACGUGAAGCAUGUUCAUUCUACAGAACGACCCUUCAAAUGCCAAACAUGUACCGCUGCCUUUGCCACAAAAGACAGGCUGAGGACACACAUGGUGCGCCAUGAAGGGAAGGUUUCAUGCAAUGUAUGCGGCAAGCUUCUUAGUCCAGCUUACAUUACCAGUCACCUAAAGACACAUGGCCAAAGUCAAAGCAUUAACUGUAAUACUUGUAAGCAAGGUAAAAAGUUUCAAGGGCAACUUCAUGAACUUCAGACUCCAGUUCAUUGUAGAAUCAAAUAUGAAGCACCAGACUCACUCUUUUGUGCUGUGGAUCAGAAUCAUAGGACCUUUUCAAUAGGUGAUUAUACAAGCAACAUGUGCCAAACGUCUACUGCACCUCAGACGUCUGUAACGCUUACUUCUCCUUUCAAUAUUACAUCCUCAAUGGCAGCAUCAGGAACCCUGACCAACCCAGUAACAGUGGCAGCAGCUAUGAGUAUGAGUAUGAGAAGUCCUGUCAACGUCUCAAGUCCUGUUAACAUCACUUCAUCUAUGAAUUUGGGGCAUCCAGUGACCAUAGCUACACCAAUUUCAAUGACUUCUCCUUUGUCCUUGACAUCACCAGUUAAUUUGCCUACUUCAGUCACUGCUCCAGUUAAUAUAGCACACCCAGUCACUAUAACAAGCCCUAUGAAUCUCCCAACCCCAAUGACCUUAGCUGCCCCAUUAAAUAUAGCAAUGAGACCAGUGGAGAGUAUGCCGUUUCUAUCCCAAGCUCUACCUUCAUCACCUUGGUAAAGGAAAAAAUGGAUUUGUACAUGAAUUUACAACAGUAUUAUGGAGUUGUUUUGUGGUUCUCUACAAGCAACUUGUUUAUGAUAUAAGAAGGAGAUACAAUUUCAUUGGUCAGUUUUAGUAUUUCAAAACUGUUUGUCCUGGACCGCAUUCACUAAGAGGGGAGGGAUAAUCCCUAAGUGAAGACUGAAUAUAGGCUAGAAGACUGUUUAUAACAGAUUUUAAAGAUAUGGUAUUAGUAUUCUACCUUAUUAUUAAUGAUUUUAAUAACACUAGCAAGGUAUUUCAUUUUCUUCAUUUGUAUACCAGUUGAUGGGUUAUUUUUUAUUUUAAUUUUUUUUAAUCACUACAUUGUACAUUUUUUUUUUUCCCCCCCCCCAUAUCGAUGUUUGUUCUGGCACACUGCGUGCCUCUUAACUGUUAAUAUUCUAAGUAAAUGAACCCUGUAGCCUACACAGUAAAAUAUUAUGAAUCUGCAUUUCACAAUGAUGAAUCAAGUUUACAAGCAGAAUUCCAGAAGAAGAUGGAAAUUCCCACACUGGACUGGAAAGCACAUAAAAAUUUGGUCUGUCUUACAUUGAGCAAAUGCAUAUUAAUGCCCGGCAUUAUAUACAAACAAUUCAGAAAAUGGGGGAAAAUACCAAGAAGCUUGUCCCUUUUUCUUCCUGAAUCCUCAGCUUUUGGAAUGUAAAUAUUGUUUUUAUCUAUAUCCUAAAGGAGUAUUUGGUUUGUUUUUUUCAAGUUUGUAUGCAGAGAACAGCAGAGAGGCAUCUUCUUUAUAUUAGUCUAAAACUUGCAAAGACUUUGGGUUUAGUAUGAAAAGCUUCCGAAGCUGCUGGUUAUAUGAAAUUCCUUCAGGAUGUUCUCCUUUUGAAGCUGUGCUACCAUGCCUUUCUGAUUAAAAUGUGCCCAUUAUAGAGAGAAACCUGCACAUUAACCAGCAUGAAACAAACAAAUGGAAUGCCUUUAAAAAAAAAAAUAUAUAGAAAUAAAAAAACAAAACAAAAAAAAUCUACCGGGUGUAGAAGCACAAAAACUGAAUGUGUUAUUCUUUGCCCAUUUUGGAUGGCUGAUGGGUCAGGAAGUUUGUGUUCUAUUAAAAUUGUAUACCGUUUUGUUUUCUAACCACUAACUAGGUAGUGAGCCCUACAAAACAAGCCAAGAUUAUAUCAAAAUAUCUUUGUGGUUUAUUUUUAUUUUUAAAUGUCUCUUCCCUUUUUAUGAAAAUUUUUAAUUGUGUGCUGUAGAAAUCUGUUCAAUGUGUAAAUAUGUUAGCAUUUUUUUAUAUUCAGAUCCUGGUUCUUGCUAGUAUUUUUCUUUUAGCGACAGUGGGACUUUGCCUAUUCUGGCCUGUCCCCAAUAGCACUUGCUUUUGGUCAGAUUACAUACUUAAGUACACCCCAUUCAUUGCUCAGCUAUAUUUUAUUUUUUACUAUUCUCAUCCAAGAUGUUACUGUACUGUAGUAAACCAAAAGAAUUUAAGAUUUCUGCUUUUAGAGCAUAUUGUGAACUUUUUUUUUUAAUUAUAGAUAUGCAUUAAAUUCUUAAAUUGCUGUAGAUACUAGCAAACACAUUUUAUAAGCAAUGUGUUGCGGACUGUUUCAGCCAUUCAGUUUAGCGAUACUACUAAAAAAAAAAGAAAAAAAAAAGAACUCUACAUUUACUUUUUUAUCAGAUUGAGAGUAAUUUUUAUUUAUACAACCUAUUUUCUGCUCCAUAAAUUAUGCUAGCAGAUCAUGGGAUCAAUGGAUUAAGUAGAUCAAGUAUUCUGAAAUAAAGGCCUAAUUAUCCAUUGCAGUAGCAAAAAAAAUGGCAUGCUUUAAAGAGGACACUUCUCUCACGAGAAGACUUUGGAUAAAAAAAAAAUACAGUCAGUGUAGGGGCUUGAUAUAUACAAUAAAUAAAAUUCAGUGUAAAAAUAUUUUAUUACUGAUCUUUUGUAUUGUAGGACAUAAACUGUACAUCUUUUGUAUAUACAAAAGUCUAGGUACUUUCUGUUUAGCAGAAAGCAGCCACAUUCCUACACUUUUAAUGUAUAUGUUUGUUAUAUUGUCCAUGUAAACACAUGCCCCAUGUCUGUGCCUUUUUAAUUAGUUUGUCUCAAUAAACAAAAUGUAGAGCGUUUUCUCUUUGGUCAUCUUUAU
Hyla sarda is the source of this 4913-nucleotide messenger RNA. RefSeq names its product vascular endothelial zinc finger 1 (gene VEZF1). Lineage: Eukaryota; Metazoa; Chordata; Amphibia; Anura; Hylidae. Bases 1231 to 2772 code for a protein of 513 amino acids. Gene Ontology annotation, cellular component: nucleus. The transcript is spliced from 7 exons. The record is from RefSeq and is a predicted model, not a curated record.